AUGUUUACUCUUUCUGAAGUCGCCGCACACAACACUCAAGAUAGUUGCUGGAUUAUACUUUAUGAAAAGGUGUCUCAUGUAAGCUCUGCUCCGUCAUUCAUCGAAAACUUCAAAUUUGCUAAUUUCGAGGGGGUAACGGGUAUUCUAAACAGUCAUCCUGGAGGAGCACAGGCAAUCCUCCGUUGGGGAGGACGAGAGGCCAUCGACGAGUUGAACAUGACUCAUCCUCCGGAGACUAUUCAAGAGAUCAAUCAGUCUUAUUUGGGGCCACUCGAGACACAAAGGUCCCCAAGCACACAUUCGAUGGCCAAAGAUAUCACUCAGACACCAUUAAGCACAUUGCUGAACUUGGACCAGAUCGAAGCUGCAGCUUCAAAGAUCAUCAGCAAAAAUGUAUGGGGGUAUUACCUUUCCGCUGCCGACGACAAAUAUUCAAGUAUCUCAACACGCAGGCCUAUCGCUCAAUUCUGUUUCGACCACGGUUAUUUGUUGAUUGUCGGACUUGGGAACUAG
Molecule: messenger RNA, 513 nt
Organism: Penicillium coprophilum
Lineage: Eukaryota; Fungi; Ascomycota; Eurotiomycetes; Eurotiales; Aspergillaceae
Exons: 2
Coding region: 1-513 (170 amino acids)
Source: RefSeq, a predicted model, not a curated record